This is a messenger RNA of Lactuca virosa, 1170 nucleotides long. NCBI's taxonomy places the organism in Eukaryota, Viridiplantae, Streptophyta, Magnoliopsida, Asterales, Asteraceae. The record is from the annotation of a GenBank genome assembly.
UUAUAACAAGAAGGCGCAAAUUAUUAAUACUAUGGACGACGGUGAAUGGAAAACCAUCGUCCAUAAUCGUAGCCGUUAAAACGCAAGCACCUUUUGAUCUCCGCAGCCGUUAAAACUCACGUAACUUUUGAUCUGAGCCGCGUGAACUCAAAAUCGGCGGUUAAUCACAUUAGGCCGUCCCCUGAUUCCUCCUUCUUCUCCCCCACGUACAUGGCGGUUGUCUUCUCCGGCUUUGUUGCCCACAACUCAAUCGCGUGUGGUGCUUUCUUUGAUAAGGAGUGUUAUUCCAUCUAAAUCGGUAACUGCACCACCACGAUCUCUGUUCCCGCCUAUAUAAGUCUUCAGUUUCACUGUAAAUGGUUCAAUGUUUCAAUCAAUUGCUUUGAAUUGAAAUCGCAGAUAGUUCUUUCCACCUUCCACUAGAAUUCUUUGUUUCUCCUCAUUACUGCUUAUAAUUGAUUAUGUUAUGGUGUUCGUGUUUCAAUUUUGAUGAACAAAGCCCUGAAUUCUACUACUGUUUGAGGAAUUGAGGGAACGACCCUCCUUCUUUAUCUUUCUCUUUCUAUCUACUGCAUCAAUGGGAAAGACGCAUACAUACACUUUAUUGGGUUCAUGUUAUAGAUUUGUUCACGAGUGUGUUUUCUACACCACUCUCAUUUUGUACGCUCCAUAUCUCCACCCAGCUCCUCCGGAUGGGUAUAGAAGAAAUAUCAGUAUCUAUCUCAUCAACUAUAAAGCUUCAUUGAGUGUACCAUUAUCAAACAAUAGUAGUAUUUUCAGUAAAGGGAACAAACUUCCAAAACAUGAAUUAGAAAUCUUGGAAAUUGAUGUUGAGCUAAUCACAAUCAAUGCUAUUAAGACUUUGAGAAAUGUACUCGAUUUUUCAUGUUUAAGUGUGUGUCACCAUUUUUCAGUCCAUACCUCUGAAAAAGGCCAUGGGGUUCAUAAAAGCCGAGGCAAUGAAAAAAUAUUUACAUGGAGACGAGGUUGAGAAAACGGAAGAGAAAUCGAGUUUAACAAACCCCUCGAUUUUCACAGUGAAAGAUAGCGAGAGUGAGAGAUAACGGCAUUGAUUCACUAACCUGGUGGAAGAUUGGAGAAGACAACCACCUGGUGGAAGAUUGCAGAAGACGAGUGGUUUGGAGAAGAAGAUUAGAAUGGUUUGGUGGG